Molecule: messenger RNA, 5179 nt
Organism: Linum tenue
Lineage: Eukaryota; Viridiplantae; Streptophyta; Magnoliopsida; Malpighiales; Linaceae
Source: the annotation of a GenBank genome assembly
CUUUCUAGUUUCUACCUCUCUCUCUCUCUCUCUAAACAUUCAAGACCAAACCUUCUAUAUUUUCAACAUUGCCCUUCGGAUAUAUAAAUCCCUUGGAAAAAUUAAAAGAAAGUUGGAAAACGGGGGAUUCGUGGGACACUAGCCUACGACCCAGCCGAAUACUACGAAUUAGAUGAUAAAAUAAAAUUUGUCUACCGAAUCUACCCUUCUCCCUGUGGCUUCUCUUCUCUUGUGAGCACCUUCCCAAUUUCAGCUUCCUUUUAGGUUUUUGCCUCUUUUUUUUUUGGUUUGUCAAGUUAUUAUUUGUUGGGUUCUUGAUCGCUUUUAUUAAUUUCCACCAUUAUUUUGACCGUUUCUUAGACAGCAAUUUGGAAAUUUCUGAUGCCUGGAUUGAUUUCUUGAAAUCCUGCACUGGGUUGGGGGUUAGGGUUUUAUCAUCUAAUGCUCUUUGCUUUUUUUUUUUAAUCGAGACUACGAUGAUGAUGAAUUGUGGGUGAGACUGAGUCAUAGUUGGGAUAUCCAAUUUGUUUCUGCUCUUCGGUGUAAAUUCUUGAACGAUUGUUCGUCCGAAGAAGAAACAGGAGGAAGAAAGUAAAUUCUGGAAAAUUUCGUAAUAAAGUAGAAAAUAUGUGGCCUAUCUAGGUGAUGGAGUUUCGAUUAGGGUUAGGGUUAGAUAUUUAGAUCUGCUAUAAUCAGCUUGAAUCUUUUCCAUCCUUCUUCUUGAGUUGGUACAUCUGCAAAGAGCUAUCUAUUCUGUUUGGCUGGUUCACAAUCUGGGGAAGCUUUCGAUUCAGCUGCUUUGACUGGAACCCAGGAAAUAUCUGGGAUCACCAUACUGUAGAUGGGAACUGAACUCAUGAGAGUCUGUGUUAAGGAAGAGAAUGAAGAAGUUCCUGCAGUUCCUCCUGGAUUCGAGUCAUUCGCCCCAUUUUCCUUGAAGAGGAUAGAAGAUGGGGGGAAGAGGGGAAGCCCAGAUGGUGUUAGCUGUUUAGAUAUUGCCAGAACUUCUGGGCUGCAGUCAGUGCAAGUAAAACCAGAGCCUUGUACAAUUGAUACAGCAGCAGAGCAUGUUAGUCGAAUUGCAGUAAGCACUUCAGCCUCAACAAGUGUCAGUGGAUCGCAAUCCAUUCAGGUGAAAACUGAACCUCUAAAUAGUGAUGCCAAUAAAAUCACGAAGUCUCUUAGGCGUAAGCCUUGGAUAAAUCAUGGGCAUUCAGAUCGCUGUACAGAUGAUGAUCCUGGCGGCGUGGACGUUAAUCUGAAUCCCGAUAUAAGGACUUGUCUCCCUAAGGGUGUUGUUCGCGGCUGCCCACAAUGCAAGGAUUGCCAAAAGGUUACAGCCAGAUGGCGUCCUGAAUAUGCUCACAGGCCUGAUCUUGAGGAAGCUCCUGUGUUCUACCCUACAGAAGAAGAGUUUGAAGAUACCCUGAAGUAUAUAGCUAGUAUACGGCUUAAAGCUGAACCUUAUGGUAUCUGUCGGAUUGUCCCGCCUCCUUCAUGGAAACCUCCCUGUCCCCUCAAGGAAAAGAGUAUAUGGGAGGGCUCCAAAUUUAUAACUCGUGUUCAGAGAGUUGACAAACUACAAAAUCGAGGUUCUAUGAAAAAGUUAUCCAAGUUCAAUAAUCACACCAGGAAGAAAAGGAGAAUGUGUAUGAGAAUGACAGUAGAUUGUGGGCCUGAUGUUGGGAGUAUAUCCGAGUCUGGUGAUACUUCUGCGGUCGGCUUGGCUGAGACAUUUGGGUUUGAUCCUGGUCCAGAAUUUGAUCUGAGUACAUUUCAGAAGUAUGCAGAUGAUUUCAAGGCCCAGUACUUCAGGAAGGAUGCAGAUCUUGCAAACAAAUCAUCCUUUGUAAAUUGGGAGCCUACGGUGGAGAAUGUUGAGGGUGAAUAUUGGAGAAUCAUAGAGAAGGCUACUGAAGAAAUCGAGGUUCUGUAUGGAGCUGAUCUUGAAACUGGCGUUUUCGGUAGUGGGUUUCCCAAAAUGUCUGGUGAAGUUGGUUCUGCAGUGCAGGACCAGUAUAGUAAAUCAGGCUGGAACUUGAAUAACUUCCCAAGGCUGUCUGGAUCUGUCCUGUCUUAUGAAAGUGGUGAUAUUACUGGUGUACUAGUUCCUUGGCUAUACAUUGGCAUGUGCUUUUCGUCCUUUUGUUGGCAUGUUGAGGAUCAUCACUUGUAUUCACUUAAUUAUAUGCAUUGGGGUGCUCCAAAAAUGUGGUAUGGAGUACCUGGCAAGGAUGCUGUAAAAUUGGAAGAGGCGAUGAGAAAGCAUUUGCCUGAUCUCUUUGACGAACAGCCUGAUCUGCUUCAUAAGCUAGUGACGCAGCUUUCACCAUCGAUACUAAAAUCUGAAGGUGUCCCAGUUUAUCGCUGUGCACAGAAUGCUGGAGAGUUUGUUUUGACCUUUCCUCGGGCAUACCAUGCUGGUUUUAAUAGCGGUUUCAAUUGUGCGGAGGCUGUAAAUGUAGCCCCUGUUGACUGGUUGCCCCAUGGACAGAUUGCGGUAGAGCUUUACCGUGAUCAAGGACGACGGACAUCCAUUUCGCACGAUAAACUACUGUUAGGAGCUGCAAGGGAAGCAGUGAAAGCUCAGUGGCAACUCAAUUUACUGAAGCGGAACACUGCAGAUAACUUAAGGUGGAAAGAAGUUUGCGGAAAGGAUGGAAUAUUAGCUAAAGCACUUAAGACACGCCUGGAGAUGGAGCGGACAAGGAGGGCGAUCCUCUGCAAGUCGUCGCAGACACUUAAGAUGGCCAGCAACUUUGAUGCAACUUGUGAAAGGGAAUGCACCUUUUGCCUCUUUGAUUUACACCUCUCUGCGGCAGGAUGCCGGUGUUCUCCAGACAGGUACACAUGUUUGAAUCAUGCGAAUCAGCUGUGCUCAUGCGCUCCAGGUGCCAGAUAUUUCCUCUUUCGCUAUGAAAUCAGUGAAUUGGAUAUCCUUGUGGAGGCAUUGGAAGGAAAAUUGAGCGCAGUGUACAGGUGGGCAAGAUCGGAUCUUGGUCUAGCCCUCACUUCUCCUGCUGCUGGUAGGAAGAGCAUUCAAGAUGGUAAGGUGUCUCAUUUUCCCGAAGCAUCAUUGUUAGUUAAAGGGAUGAAUUCACAAUCAGCGAAGGAUUUCGUGAAGGAGACCAAGGAGAAAGGGAUCUCUAAUGAUGUCACAUUGGCAUCAGCUAGAAUUCUUGGUGAUUCAACUUCAGAUCACCAACAGAGACUACCUGAAACUGUAUCUGGCAAAGAUGUGAAGGCAUCAUCAGCAUCCUGCAGUCCUCAAGCAAUGGAGAAGGGAGUCAUCAGAUUAACCUUGAGAAAAAGACCCAGUAUUUUGUCUACAGAAGCAAAUAUGUCUAUACCAGGUUUAACCAUGCAAGAGGUGUCCUGUCCUGUGGAUGUUUCAGGGAAGUCUGAAGCACGAAAAUCCUCGAAUUUGGUUCACGAUGAAGUUAUUUUUCUUAGUGAUGAUGAGGGGGUUACUCCAAAAAAGGAAGUUCUGGAAAGAGCCAAGGGGAAAGAAGACUUUCGCACUAAGCAUUCGGACCUCUCUGAUAAGCUAUCUUGUUCAGGUGAUAGCCCAUGUAACGACCAUGACUCUCCCAAUGCUGCUGCUGCACCUGUUGUGAGAAAGGGCUCCAUUUGCUCAUCCUCCAAUAAUAGUCAAAGUUUAAGCAGUGCUGCUGUGACGGUGAAGGAAGAAGAGUCUCAUCAAAGCCCUGGGGCAGUUUUGGAAUCUUAUAAUCAACCUAAUAGUUGUCUAAUUGGUUCAAGCACUACAGGAUUUGGUAGGGGUAUUGUGGAUUCUCUCCAUUCAAGUGAAACAACCUGUAAUGGUGACAAUAUAGGAGAUGCUGGAAGCCGGCAGCCGAAUCAAUAUAGCCAUGGAAAAUCUAGCUAUGAAGAUAGGAUGAUGGGGAUAAGUGCAACUUCUAGUCCUAUGGACUUGACUAAGACUACAACAGUGAGUCCAUCUUGCUUGCAGAGUAAUUUGGAUCGUUGUUUGCGCCAGAAGGGCCCCCGUAUUGCUAAGGUCGUGCGCAGAAUAAAUUGCAAUGUCGAGCCUCAGGAGUUUGGAGUUGUUCUUUCUGGGAAUACUUGGUGUAACAGUCAGGCAAUUUUUCCCAAAGGAUAUAGGAGCCGGGUUAAGUAUAUCAGUGUCUUGGAUCCAACGAGUAUGUGUUACUAUGUCUCUGAAAUCCUGGAUUCUGGAAGAAAUGGACCAUUGUUUAUGGUGUCCCUUGAGCAGUGUCCAGCGGAGGUAUUCGUUCACAUUUCGGCUACCCGAUGUUGGGAAAUGGUGAGAGAGAGGGUGAAUCAAGAGAUAACAAAGCAGUAUAAAAUGGGUAAACCAAAUCUUGCUCCCUUACAACCUCCCGGGAGCCUAGAUGGCUUCGAAAUGUUUGGGUUCUCAUCCCCUACAAUCGUCCAGGCAAUCGAAGCAUUGGACCAUGACAGAGUUUGUACAGAGUAUUGGGACUCGAGGCCCUAUUCGCGGCCGCAAGGGCAGAUACCACGUCAUUCUCUAAGUCAACCAGCCCAGAAACCAAGUAACGGGGGAGCUGAUGGUGAGGUAGAUGAGAUACUGAGAGGGGUAUUCAAGAAGGCAGACCCCGAGGAACUAAGCAAACUCAAUCGUCUUUUGAAUCAAAUGACGCCGCCGACUUCUGAUAAUCGAGACUUAUUAACCAAACUUGUUAAUGAAGAGAUUCAAAACCGUUCCAAUGGGAGGUAAUUUUGAUUGAUGAAUCAGGUCUUGUUCGUGAGCAUUUUCAGAGGAGGCCGAGGAUGUGACAGCGACCCGUUUGUAGCGUUGUAGGGUUCUUUUCUUUUGUUCUUUCUCCUUCUUUUGGCUGACUGUAAAUACACAUCUCGCCUUUCCAACUCAUACGGGCUCAAUUCAUUUCUUCCAUUGAAACACGGUUUUCUUCCACCGGUGGCAAAUUUCAAGAGGAGACAAAGCACAUCCAGAUUGAAAGUUUCCGUUUUGAGGGCCACACGCCCACACCGCAGGAUUUUAGACCAUUCACACGGUGCUAUGUUGACUGAUCCUUUCUCAAGUAGAUCAUUGCCAACGUCUUUGGUGUUCUGUUCAGACUUCAGAAAAAUUACCUCCUGCCAUUCUACUGCUCUAUUGGAGAUGGGAGGUGGAUUUAUCAGAAAAUGAAAUUUGGAACUCAUUUAAACAAGA